AUGUUCUCAUUAGUGCUAUCCCAACUGAUAUCAACUGAUACCAACACCACCACCACCACCACCGACGACGACGACGGCGGCGACGACAACGACGACGACGACAACACAACAACAACAACAACAACAACAACAACAAAGAAGUGUAUUAUAUUUAAUCAGAGGCCAUAUGAGUAUGGAUGUGGAAUUCCCAGCCUCUUAGUAAAUCGUUUGGUCAUUUCUAGUGGAGGUGUAAGUUCGAAUCAUUUCUGCAACAAUUUUUUUUACCUCACACAUAUUUGGAAUCGGUUUUUAUGUUGGAUCCUCACAAGAAAUUCCAAUCUCCCGCCAAUAUGCCUCACGAAAAUUUUUAAUCUCUCCCCCCCCCCCAUAUACCUAUCUAUCCCUAAUUAUCCCGCUUUCCCUUCCCUAUGUUAUCUUCUUUUUCACGAGACCCUCCAUCUUCUGGGUGCAAUCUCUAACUUUGAUCUUAGAGACCUUCGGCCACCUCUAGCACUCCAUUCGUCACCGCCUCCAACAUCGAUCCCAGAGACCUUCCACUAUCGAUCCCAGAGACCUUCCACUAGCGCUCCGUUCGUCACCAUCUCCGGCUUUCCCUCUUCGACUAUCGCACAUAGAGGACACCCUCUGACCUCCCAUCUUCGGCGUGCCCGUUCGUCACCAUCUUCGGCUAUCGUUGGUGAUGGAUGA
Molecule: messenger RNA, 687 nt
Organism: Lactuca saligna
Lineage: Eukaryota; Viridiplantae; Streptophyta; Magnoliopsida; Asterales; Asteraceae
Source: the annotation of a GenBank genome assembly